UCGCAAUAUUCAUUACAACCUGAGCUGCCUGGAUGGAGCAAGUCGGCAUCCGACUUCGAAACACCUACGAUUGGGAUUGAACCUAACCCUAAAUCACGAGCGCACUCGACCUUAAUUCCCAGAAAUAUGGAAACAGAACGAAAGAAAAUUCUCGCCGCCUGUUCAGCUGGAGAAAUAACCACUCUCGAAGCUAUGUUUCAACAGUUCAAUAUAGGCCCCGAUCAUCCUGCAGACGUUUACUGCCUUGAUAGAAACACGCCCAUGGAACAACAACUUCCUGAUGUUUCACGCAUGCUCAAAACAGCUAUCGAAAGCCAGCAAGUUGAAACCCUUCGAUUUCUAGGCACGAAGUUUCCAAAGCCAUCUUUCUUUGGCACUCCGAUGAAGGCAGCUCUGGAAAGUGGCAACACGGAGCUAUUGAAGGCAGUCUGCGAACUCGAGCCAGAGAUCGCGAACAUGGAAAUGGGCGACGAAUCCAACAUCAACGCGUUAGCCUUCGCAUGCUCCCAGCGAAGCGCUGCCAACUUGAUUGAGGUGCUGCUUCAAUGUGGUGCCGAUCCCGACGCUCAACCCCCGAUGCGACUUCCAGCCCGCAGGAAUGUUUCCAGUGCAGUCAUCAAUGGAUUACCUGUAUCAACGAUCGAAAGAUUCUUCGACUUUGGAUAUCAGGGUACUGAUCCCUUUGCAAUCUCCUACGCGGUAGAGCAUGAACGUUUAGACGUGGUAGAAGUUCUAUUUAGAAGGACCAAAGCAUUGCCAAACGCACAAUUGCCACCCGAAAACGACAUGUUACAAAAGGCGACGGAUUGUAAGAAUGAAGAGAUGAUUGUAGCGAUUAAAGAUGGUUACGCAUCUCGCAAAAAACAAAAGAAGGGACUGAUCUUGUCUCUUGCUAGCAAAGUCUGGGCGUGGAAGUAGAAGUUUAGGAGAAACCUUUGGAGAGGAUAAUAAUUUGUGGGUUUGCUCGGUGCCUGUAUUUAUCAUCUGGGAUUGGUCACUCUGAUAUAACGUAAAUCUCCUCUCUUAACUGAAAUGUGGGGUUUCAUCGCAUUAUGGGUGCAUCCGCCUGUUUCCGAGUAUCUCGGAACACAAAGCUCUGAAGUGACUUCGUGAGUUUAAUCCAGAUCAAGUAGAGGCAGGUUUCAAGGUUCAUGGACUACCACCAAAUGAUACAGUGGUAUUGGAAUUUAUUAGCGGAUCUUCUGCGAUCGUGCGUCCGGAUUACUCGAUAAGGGGAAGUACUUUAUUCUCAUGGAGGCGUAGCAAGGUACGUGUAAGC
Periconia digitata is the source of this 1279-nucleotide messenger RNA. The record is from the annotation of a GenBank genome assembly. NCBI's taxonomy places the organism in Eukaryota, Fungi, Ascomycota, Dothideomycetes, Pleosporales, Periconiaceae.